This is a messenger RNA of Microplitis mediator, 1347 nucleotides long. Its product is annotated as type-2 histone deacetylase 2-like. NCBI's taxonomy places the organism in Eukaryota, Metazoa, Arthropoda, Insecta, Hymenoptera, Braconidae. The record is from RefSeq and is a predicted model, not a curated record. The transcript has 2 exons. Bases 177 to 779 code for a protein of 200 amino acids.
AUGAAGAGACAAUUGGAGAAUUUCAAAUGAGCACAAUACAAAAUAUUUUACAUUAUAGUGUACAUCACAGCGUAAUAAAAAGAGAAUAAGAGAAAUAUUUAAAAAAUUUGUGUACACUGUAAAUUUAAAAUUAUGCACAUAUAUUUAAUAGUAGAAUAAAAAAAAAUUAAUAAACAAUGGCUUUGUCAGCUGUUUUUAAAGUUUUGUUGAUCGUGCUUCUUUCAGUAGUUCUUACUUAUUCAAUUUUUGUGGGUGCUUGGAUAUACUCACUUCAGCAAAAACCAAAUAAUACAUCAGUGACGACGACGUCUACGAAUACAACGACGCCAUACUCUGGAGUAAAAUGUGAUCUUAAUCAAAAUACAAAUAUGAAAAACACACAUAGUUAUAAUCACACCAAGAAUAAUAAUGAUACUUCAGAAAUCUUAACUACAGACAACGAAAAGAGACUAAAUGUAUCAGACACCACAAUUCUUCUACCUGAUACAAAUCGCACGGAUAUUAAUAUUGACAAUAUUCAUAUCCUACCUUUUGGGGAUACCAAUAUUACUAAUAGUCUUGACACCACAAACAAUGAACAAGGAAUAAAAGCAUUGGAAUCGAAUACUAAAAAACCUAGUGGUUCAUUUGAAAAAUCAGAUUUUGAAAGAAUAUUACCUUUUCUCUUUGUAGUCGAACGUUAUGAUGGAAAAUAUUUAUGUUACCGUAUUCAAAGCAGUCCUCCAGCAAGUCCAACUUCAAAAAAUUGCGUCAUGAUUAAUAACAAAAUUUCUAAAUAAGCCAUCGGUUCUAAGAAUUGUAAAAACUGUAUCUAAAUAUUUGUUGAGAAAAAAUUGCGGAUUUAUUUAUUAAAAUUGUCAGUUUUGGGUUUUUAUUUAGUUACUGAACGUGACGGAUUACAAUAAUCUGGAGCUAAUAAAAAAAAAUGAAAAUGAUUAAUUAAAUUCAUAAAGAGAGAUCGUGCUUACACAUGUACAGACCAACUGACGUCCAAGUAAAAUGUUUUUUAACAAUACUCUAAAUAAAAGAGCUUGUAAUUAUAUGUAAAAAUUAUUCAUUGAAGUUUCUUCUCGCUCUAAGUGUUUUUUAUUCAUUCAAGUGCUAAAAAAAUUAGUGGAGAUGAUUGAAGUCGACCGAAACUCAGUUCUUAAAUUUGGUGACAGUAAAACACAAUCCGCUUCGCGUUCGAGGUGUGCAAUUGUUGAAAUAAAAUUUGUGUUGGACAAUAAUACCUUCAAAAAAAAAUCAAAAAGUCUAAUAUGUUCCUAAGAAUAUUAAAAAUUAUUAUUUUAAUUUAUCAUACAUAUUAUUUUUUAAAAAAUGUAAUAAAAGAAUUUUUGAAAAUCA